UCUCUCUCUCUCCCUCUCUUUCUCUCUCUCCCUGUCACUCAAACUCAAAUCUCUGGCUACCAUUGCGAAAUCUGGGUUCUGUGUUUUGGUGGUAGCGGUGGGUUGAUGGUUUCACCUAGUGAAUCUCAAACCUGCUCAUCUCGUAGUGGUGGGGUUGAUGGUUGCUCUCCUUCUCAGUGAGCACACAGCAAGUUUUUUACGACCAAUCAUUUGAGUCUCUUGAUCUCCUCGACCUUGACAGUGAUCCGCAUCCCCAAGAUUUGUCGGUGUAUUUCCAAUGGCUUCAAUGAGCACUGAAAAAAUCUUAUCUCCAUCGUCAUCUUCUUCUUCAACAUUACAAUGGAAAUAUGAUGUCUUCCUUAGUUUUAGAGGUGUGGACACCCGCAACGGUUUUACCAGCCAUCUAUAUGCUGCCUUGGAGGAGAAGGGCAUUCACACGUUUAAAGAUGAUAAAGAACUUGAGGCAGGAAAAUCUAUUUCAUCAGAACUCUUGAAAGCAAUAGAAGAAUCAAAGUUUGCUAUUGUCAUUCUCUCAGAAGACUAUGCAUCUUCAACAUGGUGCCUAGAUGAACUUGCAAAGAUCAUUAGUUGCAGUAACAAGACAAGAAUGAUAGUUUUACCUGUUUUUUAUAAUGUGGAUCCAUCUGAUAUACGGAAAAACACAAAAAAAUUUGGACAAGCUUUAGCUAAACAUGAAGAACGUUUCAAGGAGAACAUAGAGAAUGUGCAAACAUGGAGAGAUGCUUUGACAAAAGUGGCUAGUCUCAAAGGGUGGCAUUUGCAAGAUAGGCCUGAGGCAGAAUUAAUUCAAGACAUUGUGAAAGUGAUAUUAAAUAAUUGGAGUUAUACAUACUCAGUAGAUACUAAGGAACUAGUAGGAAUAAAUUUCCGAGUUGAGAAAUUGAAGUCAUUGUUAGCUAUAGCACCAGACAAUGUUCGCAUUAUAGGAAUUUGGGGGACAGGAGGAAUGGGUAAGACAACUCUUGCUAGAGUUGUUUACGAAAUGGUUUCCAAUCAAUUUGAAGCUUGUAGUUUUAUUGGUAACAUCAGGGAAUUUUCUGAAAAAUACGGUUUACAUCAGUUGCAAGAAAAACUUUUGAAUGAAUUAUUGGUGCACAAAGAUAUCAAGGUAAAAGAUGUUGAUAAUGGAGCUCACAUGAUCAAGACUAGGUUAUGUCACAAAAAGAUUCUUCUCGUUCUUGAUGAUGUACAUGAUUUAGACCAACUAAACAAAUUAGUUGGGGAGCAUGAUUGGUUUGGCCUAGGUAGUAGAGUUAUAAUUACAACAAGAGAUGCGCAUCUGCUAAAACAUAAAGUAGAUGGAACAUAUGAGGUUGAAGGAUUGGAUUAUGAUGAAGCUUUUCAACUUUUUAAUUUGAAAGCUUUUAAACAAGAGCAUCCUAAUGAAGAUUUUCUAGAGCUAUCCCAAGCCUAUGUACAUUAUGCUAAUGGCCUUCCUUUAGCCAUUGAUAUUUUGGGUUCCUUUUUGUUAGGGAGAAGUAAAGAUGAAUGGAAAAGUGAAUUAGAUAGGCUUAAAGAAUUUCCUGAAAGAAAAAUUCUCGAUACACUUAAAAUAAGCUUCAACGGACUAGCAGAAACAGAGAAGGAAAUUUUCUUGUAUAUUGCAUGUUUCUUUAAUCACACAAAUCAAGAUACCAUCAUAGAAAUAUUAGAUUAUCUUGAGCUUUAUCCUAAAAUUGGAUUAAGUGUUCUCAAAGAUAAAUCUCUCGUCAAAUGGCAAGACAAUCAUUUGUGGAUGCAUGAUUUACUCCAAGAAAUGGGUCGAAAUAUAGUUCAUCAAGAGUCCCCUAACGAUCCUGGGGAGCGUAGCAGAUUGUGGUUAUGUAAAGAUAUUAACAAUGUGCUGACAAAAAAUACGGGAACAAAAAAAAUUCAAGGCAUAGUCUUACAACCCUGUGGUUCCUGUUCAAAAUGGGCAAAUUGGAAUUCUGAAUCCUUUUCAAAGAUGCCUUGCUUGAAAUUGCUCAAAAUUGAUGGUGUUCACCUGAUGCAUGAUCUCAAACAUCUUCCUGAGAGCUUAAGAUUUCUUGAUUGGAGUGAGUACCCUUUGAAAUCUUUGCCAUCAAAUUUCCCAUCAAAUGAGCUUGUUAAACUUUGCUUGAACUCUAGCUACACUGAACAACUUUGGAAAGGGAAAAAGUCUUUUAACAAGUUAAAAUACAUUCAAGUGAACUGGUCUAAAAAACUUGUUGAAACUCCAGACUUCACCGAAGUCCCAGUUCUUGAGAAAUUGGAUCUUGAAGGUUGUAUAAAUUUACGUAAGAUCCAUCCAUCUAUGAGUGUUCUUAAAGAACUUACUCUUCUUAAUCUAAGAGGUUGCAUAAACCUUAGAAGACUUCCAAACAAGUUCGAAAUGAAGUCUCUUGAGAUUCUUAUUCUUUCUGGCUGCUUAAAAGUAAAACGAAUACCAGAGUUCGGGGAAAACAUGGACCGUGUAUCAGAACUUUACUUGGAUGACACUACUAUUACAAAAUUACCCAUAUCAAUUGGGAAUUUGACUAGUCUUGCUUCAUUGAGUAUAAGAGAUUGCAAAAAUCUUAUGUCCUUUCCUAGCACCAUGCUUAAUAUAAGGUCGCUUAAAUGUCUCGAUUUUUCUGGAUGCCCAAAACUUUGCAAGCUUCUAGAAAACUUGGAGACUGUUGAAAGUGAUACAAGUGGAACUACGAUAAGACUGAUGCCUUCUUCCAAUUUUCUCUUCCAAACUCUAAAAAAACUAGUUGUCAAAGGAUUUAAGCCUAGGAGUCCCAAUCCCAUGGACUUGUUUUGGACUUCUCUAUCGGGAUUGACUUCUUUGACUAAAUUGAAACUAGAAAACUGCAAUCUGAGGGAAAUCUCCAAUGAUAUUGGCCGCCUAUUCUCUUUAAAAGAAAUAUAUCUAUGUGGAAAUAGUUUUGUUUGCCUUCCUGAGAGCAUUGGUCAGCUAUCUAAUUUGACAUGGAUGGAAUUGGAUAAUUGCACGAAACUAAGAUCAUUGCCAAAGCUUCCAUUGAAUAUUGAUUAUAUUAGGGGAUUUGGUUGUACAUCAUUGGAAACAGUACCAGAUCUAUUAAAGCCAAAUUCUUCAUGUGAGCCACGACUCUAUCUUUCAGGUUGUAGUAAACUAGCUCACAAUCGCAUUGACAUUUUUUUGGCACGGAUAAAAAAGCAUCUUCAGGGACUUGCUCACGACGACAGAUAUGACACUCUACAUCUUGAAAUGAGAUAUGACAUCAUUAUUCCUGGAAAUGAAAUUCCAGAGUGGUUUAGGCAUCAAAAUAUAGGGGCUGAAGUGAAUAUAGAAGAACCUUCUCAUUUGUGUAAUGAGUGGAUGGGGAUUGCUGUUUGCGCUGUAUUUUGUUCUCAACAUUCUCCAAGAAAAUUUAGCUGUCCAUUUUGUUCUCGAUAUCCUCAAAGAAAAUUUAGUUGUCCAUUUUAUUCUGAACAUUCUCAAAGAGAAUUUGGUGGUCCAGUUAUAUGUUCAUUGACAGCCAAUGGAAGACAUAUUUCUUGUGUACUAGGCUAUAACCACAUUGAUGUUUUAUCAGAUCAUAUUUGGCUACUUUAUUUGCUUCCUCAAUUCUUCAGAAAGGAAGACAUAAAAUUAUUGUGGGAAUGUGAUGAGAAUGGAUUUAGUCAUAUUGGAGUUAGGUUUGGAACCAAUGGCUUGGAGAUAAAGAAAUGUGGGAUGCAUAUGGUAUACAAGAAAGACAUAGAAGAUCUCAACCAAACUAUGGCUCAAAGUAGCAACACCAGCAUCAUUCCUUACAAGGGCUCCGCAGUGGAAGUGGAAGGUAACAAAGCCAAGCGUAUCCAUGGUGAUUAUGAUGGGGCUGGAGCUGGACCCAGUGGAGAAGGAAGCUCUAAUGAUAUACCACACCCAAAAAGGAUUAAAACACUCACAGAAUUUAUGGACCUUGGUAACUCUGAUUGUGAAGAGCCCAGUGAGUACAAGGAAUGUGGUGAGGAGUUAAGCGACUGGGAGGAAUCUAGUGAAAGUGAACCGGAAGGUUAAUCAACUUUUUUCUCUUCAUUAAUAUGAUUUGUGUUAUUUGUGCUAGUUUCUCCUUCCUGGAAGAUUAUUGGACUUGUUUGCCAGAAUAAACUGUCAAAUGGCUAGGAGACAAAAAAGACAAGUGCAAUUGAAGGGUAAAAUAUGCACUCUUAUUGCCUAUAGUUUGUCGUCAUAAAUUUUCAAAGUGCAAAAACGGAUUUUUUUUAUAGGUUCACAGUGCCAGCUGUUGUGCUUUUGGGAAGUACACUGUUCAAAGAAGAAAGAUUGAGUUGUGCAAUUGAGGAGGAGUUCACAAAUACCAUCUGAAACAUGGAUAUUUGAGAUCCAACAGUGAUGCAUGGAUCAAGAGCUGGCUGAAGGGUAUCAGGGGAAAUUCAGAGAACUUAAAGUACUUCUCGGUGUUGUUUGUCUCUAUUUUAUGCUCUAUUGGACUUAUAGGAACAUGGCAACUGCUAAAGGAGAUCCUUUCCCCACACUAAUGUGGUCAAGUAUAGUAAAAGUUUGAUUUCAAUGUGCAGGGUAGAUAAAGUUCAGAAACAAAGGAAAGCCUCAACAGCAGCAAAAUAAGCAAGGCCAGACCUUCAUAGAGUCUUUCAACUGGCAACCAAUCCUACUGGAGGAGAGCAGCAAGUAUAGAAAAGCGAAAUGGAGGGGAUACUUUCAGUUUUGUUUGUAAAAAUAGAGAUGGGUCCAUGGCUGGCUGUUUGAGCUGGACUAGAGAGGCUCGAAUAGAAGUAACAAACAGCGAGGUGGUGGCCCUGGUGGCAGAGCUGAUGAAGGACAUUCUCAGAUGUUUAGGAACCAGUUGAAAGAUCGAUUGGAUUCGCACAGGUGGGCAGAUGUCUUCUGGCAGACCCUCAAUCUCUAGCAACCAUUGCUCCUAACUUGUUUAUGAACAUUAGCUUGGAUAGCACACAGUGGACUCCAAAUCUUGUACAUUUUUAUUCUAGUGCUGUUUAUUUUCCUUUGUAUCAAUGUAUCAUGGCGCAAAUCCAUCUCCAAAGUCAUAAUUUUUUUUAGAACAAAAUGGAAAUACAAAGAAUUUUAAGAUUA
Messenger RNA from Quercus lobata, 5065 nucleotides. Its product is annotated as TMV resistance protein N-like. NCBI's taxonomy places the organism in Eukaryota, Viridiplantae, Streptophyta, Magnoliopsida, Fagales, Fagaceae. The record is from RefSeq and is a predicted model, not a curated record. Gene Ontology annotation, biological process: defense response; signal transduction. Gene Ontology annotation, molecular function: ADP binding. The coding region runs from base 278 to 4012 and encodes 1244 amino acids. The transcript has 9 exons.